Prinia subflava (tawny-flanked prinia) is the source of this 3286-nucleotide messenger RNA. It is a transcript of the gene FADD, whose product is annotated as Fas associated via death domain. Gene Ontology annotation, molecular function: protein binding. The transcript is spliced from 2 exons. Gene Ontology annotation, biological process: regulation of apoptotic process; signal transduction. Lineage: Eukaryota; Metazoa; Chordata; Aves; Passeriformes; Cisticolidae. The record is from RefSeq and is a predicted model, not a curated record. Bases 300 to 959 code for a protein of 219 amino acids.
CCCAAGCCCGGCUGAGGCGGCGGCGGCGGCCAGUGAGUGCAGCCCUCCCCUCAGGGGCGGCGCGCGGCCGCCAUCUUGGGGCGGGCAGCGGCGGGAAAGCCGCUGGGUGACGUCAGUUCCGUGCGCGCGCCGCGGCCAUCGCUGCGGGCCGGGCCGGGCCGGCUCCGCGCUGCCCCUCCGGUGUCCCUCCCGUGUCCCUCCGGUGUCCCUCCCGUGUCCCUCCGGUGUCCCUCCGGUGUCCCCCGGUGUCCCCCCGGUGUCCCUCCGUGUUCCCGGGACGUCCCUCUGCGCCAACAGGAAUGGAUUUCCCCUGCGGAGGAUUGGGACAGGCCGACGCAAUGCCCCCCGCGCGGGCUGUGCCGGGCCCCGGCGCGCUGGAUCCUUUGCGGAGCCUGCUGCACUCCAUCUCCGCGGGGCUGUCGGCCGAGGAGCUCUCCGACAUGAAGUUCCUCUGCAAGGGCAAAAUUGGGAAGCGAAAGCUGGACGCGGUGCAAAGCGGCCAGGAGCUCUUCAGCAUCCUGAUAGAGCAGGAGGAGAUCACGAGGGACAACCUGAAGCUGCUGAAGGAGCUGCUGCAGCACAACAACAGGCGCGAUUUGCUGUCACUGGUGGUGCAGUUCGAAGAGGAAGAGCCUCACGACCCUGGUGAUCAGCCAGAUGAGCAUGAAAAAUGUCUCCUGAAGGCAGCUAUUGAUGUUAUCUGUGACAAUGUUGGCAGAGAGUGGAAGAAGCUGAUGCGAGCACUUGGGAUGCCAGAGGUGAAGCUGGAGAGGAUAGAGGCAGCCUAUCCACUUAAAUUGUAUGAACAGCUUUUCCAGGCACUCCGGGAGUGGCAGAGGUGGAAGGGGAAGGAUGCAAAGGUGGCUGACUUGAUAAAAGCUCUCCGGGGCUGCAACCUGAAUUUGGUGGCAGACAGGGUUGAAGAGAAGAUCUCACAGCUGAACACUGGAACCAGAUGAAAUCAGAGUAAAACUAUGCAUGCAAAAAGAGUGCCUUCAUCUCUUCUGAACCAAAAUAAUUAUCACUGGUGGCUUCUCAUGCCGUUUAUGUGCCUUAAUAAGUUCAUUUGUGCUCAGGUGAAAAUUGACAUGGAAACAGAUUCCUUUCAGGAAGUAGUUUGAUGCUUCUUUCAAGGUAUUUUAACUUUCACAAGAUCUGAACUCUGUUUUAUAGAAAUUCUCAUGCUUUUGUUCUGCCACUCACCUGGAAAGAUGUGCUUUGCUGCAGGAAUUUUUUAGAUGCAUCUCCACUGGAAAUACAUCCAUGGGAUACUUCUGAGGCAACCAGAAUUUAAAAUUUCACGGGGAGGUUGGAUUUUUUUUUUAAUGGCCUAUUAUAAAUACAGUGUGAAAGGGAGAAGGAGGAAACCUUUCAGCUGGGUGCUGGAUUUUCUUUUGGAGUAGCGUAAGAUAAUAUCUUCAGUAAUUUGUCAAAUAUAUUUGCUCUCCAUGAAAGGAUAUUAAGACAACUGUAACCUCAGACUGCAGUGCAAGAGGGACAUUAAUUCAAUAUUGGAAAAAAUGUGCCUAGGUUUGGAAAUGAAAUCAAAUAUCUGCACCAAGUGCCUUCAGCACCCUGAAGGAAGCGUUCUCCUGAAACUGCCCAAGAGAUUGUGUCUGACAGAUGUUGAGAGCAGCCUCUCUGCUAAGCUGUGAAUGCCUUGGGGCUCCUGGCUGGGAGUCCUUCCAUGACCUGUGUCACAGAGGCUGCUCGUGUGUGCUGGAAGGUGGGAGCCACUCACAGAGGGAACAGCAUUCAUGAACCUGUGUCAGAUUCAGCCCUCAGCUUUCAUCUGGAACAAACUUGAGUCAGUGGCCUUCACCUCUGAGCUGAGGCUGGAGAAAUUGCACAACUGCACAGCCCAGGACAUGCAGGGCUGUGGAGGCCUCAGGGGGAGAACCCCAUGAAAUCAUUGCUGUGAACAGCUGUAGGAUCCUGUGUUUCUGCAAACAUCUCCCAAGUGCCUGGCGUGAUACUGGAAGAGGUUUUAUUGCUGCUGCACCUGUGGGGCUUCCAGCUCUUUCCAAGUUGUUUUUACGUGGUGCCUUUGCUGUGAAGGCCAGGUGUCAGCACAUAACCUGUCACUGCUCUGCACAAACGUCGUGACACUGACAAUUUCCGAGUUUUCAUUGGUGCUUCUUGCUCAAACAGUGAGGCUUGAAUGCUUAAUUGCAGUUAGUGGGAACUGCUGUAAAUUGACAUGAUAGAAAAAUCAUUUCUGUCAGGGUUUUUUUCCCUUCAGUGAUUCUUCUCCGCAUUCCCAGAAGUGCUCAGGGCCAGGCUGGAUGGGACUUGGAGCAACCUGGUCGAGUGGAAGGAGUCACUGGUUGGAACUGGAUGAUCUUUUAGGUCCCUCCUUGCCCAGGAUUGUGUGCUGAUUCUCAGUGUCUUUCCAAUUCUGGUAUAUUAAGUAUCAGUGGUUGUAUCCAAGCAAAAGAGUUGCCAACCUUUUGGGAAGGCGGAGUUCUCCAAGUUCUUUUUCCCUUUACUUCUAUCAGUUGUCAAUUCCAGGCUCUCCAGGAGGAGAUGCUGAUCUUAAGCUGAACACAGCUCAGGUGUUUUGGAGAUUUGUGUUUCACAGACACCAGGAGUGUCCAUUCUGCAGUAUCUAAAGAAAAGGAUUGCUCCAGCAGUUUUUCCUUCCUGCCUCUGAGCACUCCCUGGGAGCGGAGCAGAGGAGUGGAAGGGAGCAGGAUGAGUUAUGUGAGUGCUCAAACAGCUCUGCAACAGCUCCAAGUCCAAUCUCUCUGCUGAAGUGCUUUUCUUAUCCACUUCUGAUGUCUUCUGCCUUACCAAGGAGAUUUAUGUGGAAUAGGAAGAGCAUACUGCCUACUGCAUACAGCCAGGAUAUUUUAGGAAUCAGUUGGAGUAACCUGUUGGUUGUAGCCAAGCACUCAUCAGCUACAAGAAAUGUUCUGUUUCAGGAGAUAAAACCCUCUUGUUUCUUCAGGGAUUUUUUACAUCUUUUUACUGUGUCUGAAAGCCAUGACCUAGACUACAUCAAUCUGUGCCAUACCUGAGGGCUAAUUAAGACUCUUUUUAUGAGAGAUUAAAGGGUUGUUUAUGUGAAACCAAAAUCAGUUCUAAUGAAGGGAACAAAAUCUUUUUAUUGGGAGGAGGGAUAAAGAGUGCCAUUUGUAAGGGAAUGUUUUCUGAUCCAGUGGAGAAUGUUCUAUUUUCGAAUUAAACACCUUAAACUUAUAUGCAUAUUUUUAUAACUUGAAUCUAAGUUUUAUAUUGUAUAAUUCUGUGUACAUUUCAUUAAAUAUAAUUCCUUAAAAAUAAA